UAGACAGAUACACUGCGGCAGCAGCAGCAGCAGAAGAAGAAUUAUUUAGUGAGAGAGAGAGAGAAAGAGAAUGGCAGGGAGUGGGGGAAGAGGAGGAGGACAAGCUCAUUCACAUUCAUGGAAGCUGAAAAAAGCAGCGAGGAAGAUUGUACAAACAUGCGGCUCUUUCUCACGCAAAGACUCCCCUGCCCCUGCUGCCAUCAACGAUCCCCUUUCCCUCCACUCUCCUCCAUCUUCAUCGCCAUCUCCUAGUGUCGUUGUUCCUCCUGUUCUCACGUUGCAGGCAUUUUCGCGCUCAUCAUCCACUAAUAUUAUUUUUCCUGCUCCGAAGGCAAGGAAGGCAGCUAGCAGUAGUAGUGAUAAAAUGUCAGAAUGUGGUGUUGCUGCAACAGAAGCACGAGCAGAAGAAGUGGCUUAUUAUGCCACCCAACCUCCUUCUUCCUCUACCACAAAGAAUCUGUGUGCAAUAUGUCUUGAUCCUCUGAAUUACGGCAUCGGCACUACUAGCCCAUGCCGAGCAAUAUUCACAGCCCAAUGCUCUCAUGCGUUCCAUUUCGCCUGCAUCUCCUCCAACAUCCGUCACGGUAGUGUUACCUGUCCCAUUUGUCGUGCUCACUGGACACAGCUGCCUCAUAGCUUGAAUCCACCACCUUCUUAUCCAUAUUCUUUCAACCAAACUGACCCAAUUCUCCAAAUCCUUGAUCACUCCAUUGCCACUUUCCGGGUCCAAAGACGAUCCUUCCUGCGCUCUGCUCGGUAUGAUGAUGAUGACCCCAUUGAGCCCGACUACGGGCCGCCUAAUCAUCCCCGUCUCCGCUUCACCCUUGUGCGUGUGCCGCCGCUGACUCAGCACCCCUGUCACCCGUCUUGCUCACAUCAUUAUUUGCAAGUGACCAGACCAGGUUCAUCACGUCGUGGUUCCCAUAUUGGAAUUGCUUUGCCACAACCACCUCGCUCUAGCAUCAGCAGUAGCUCUUAUUCUCCAUUAGCAGCAGCAGCUCCGGGAACUACCGUCGGCCAAUAUUUUGGUGCCCCAGAUAGACGAAAACCUCAUUAUCCGUGUUCCACUAAUAGAGCAUAUCUCUCAGUAACAUUAGCACAUCAGCCAGCAACUGACUUGGUCUUGGUUGCGAGUCCCAAUGGACCUCACUUGAGGCUUAUAAAGCAAGCCAUGGCAUUAGUGGUUUUCUCGCUUCGACCCAUGGAUCGGCUGGCCAUUGUCACCUAUUAUUCUGCCUCCUCUGCAGCAAGAGUGUUUCCACUAAGGCGUAUGACAUCCCACGGAAAGAGAACGGCAUUGCAAGUCAUUGACCGCCUUUUCUACUCGGGACAUGUAGAUCCAACCGAAGGGCUAAGAAAAGGGGUAAAGAUACUUGGCGAUCGUGCCCACCAAAACCCCGAGUCUUGUAUUUUGCACCUAUCUGACAAUCCAAUGACAACAAGAUCCUAUCAUCAGGUUCAGCAGAUUGAUGAUGAUGAUGAUGAUGAUAUGAAAGCAGCGUCGUCGUCAUCCUCGUCCAUUCCAAUCCAUCGGUUUCAUGUGGGAUUCGGCUUUGGCACCACCUCAAACGGAUUGGUAAUGCUUGAAUUCGAAGAGUUCCUGGGCAGAGUAUUAGGAGGGGUGAUCAAAGAUAUCCAGUUGAGGAUUAGUAUUAUGAAUGGUGAAGAAGAAGAAGAGCCCUCUUGUAGGAGGAGGAUGGUGAGGCUUGGAGAAGUAAGAGGGGGCGAGGAGAGGAGAAUCCCAUCAGUUCUAGGCAAGUCGGGGCAUGUUUCUGUGGAAUAUAGCUAUAGUGAGUACUGUGGGGUUGAUGAUGAUGAUGAUGAGUACUGCUGUACUAGGACAGGGGAAACAGUAGUGGGAAUAGGGGGGGAUGAACAUGAAAGAGAGAGAGUAGUCGAUGAUGAUGAUGGCAAUGGAACCUUUGCCUUUGCCUUUGCCUUUGCCUUUGCGAGCGGCAGCAGCAGCGAACAAGCUGGUUGGGGGCAUAAUAUUGUUUACCACCAUCAUGAUCCUUACAGGGCAAGAAGAUGGGCCAAACUUCUGCAUGCGUAUAGGCUCUGAUGAACAAACAAACAAAUCCCACUUCAAAUUUUGCUCUUACCAACUGCUACUUGCUAUCGAUCGGCGCCUCCUCCUGUUUUCCCGAAAAAUGACCCAAUUAUGCUCCCAAGAAUCAAUGGAUCAAUAUAAUUAAUAUAUUAUCUUUGUUCCCAGAAGAAGUACACUUUUCUAUACAUCUAUUUGUGGCCAAAGAUUUCAAAUCUCUAAUCCUCAAGGAAGGGUGGCUCAUCUCUCCUAAUAAUUAUGAGAUUUUAACUUUAUGCUCGUUAACGUGAAUAAUUUUUUUUUUUUUAUAAUUUCUUAACUAUUUAUGAAAGAAAAUCAAAUGCUAGCUUUGUCAUCGUGCUUAUUUUUGAAACAUA
Diospyros lotus (date-plum) is the source of this 2424-nucleotide messenger RNA. RefSeq names its product E3 ubiquitin-protein ligase WAV3-like. The transcript is spliced from 3 exons. The record is from RefSeq and is a predicted model, not a curated record. Lineage: Eukaryota; Viridiplantae; Streptophyta; Magnoliopsida; Ericales; Ebenaceae. The coding region runs from base 71 to 2062 and encodes 663 amino acids.